CGAUCUUCCUGCAUCUUACCUGUCACUCCUUAAACCCUUCUUCCUCAACCUACCUUAAUUCUCUCUUUACAUAUAUUAAUUCCUUUUCCCCCGCCUGUCACCUUCUAUGGUUUUGGUUUUCCGUUCGUUACAUCUUGUUAUUAAUUCGAGACUAGACGUCUCUGGACAUCUUUAAUCAUGUCUCUCCUGGGGACAAUAAACCCUAAUCUUAAUCCUGCACGCACGGUAGGAGCCCAGGGCUCCCAAGAUCCCGAGAACGAGGUGGAAGCCGCUGCCCGCGAGACCGUCCACCACACCGAAGACUAUGAAGAAUCCUACGAGAUGCAAGACGCCGGCGAAGGCUCCAGCAAGGACGACAUCAAGAUGAAGGGUCGGGAUCGCAGCAGCAGCUUGAGUUCCGCCGAAACGGCCCUCGAGAAGGCUCCCGACGGCACCGACGACGAAAUCCGCGAGGAGGAGAUCCAUCGUCUGGCGCGGCGCCUGACUCGCAACUCGACCCGAUUCUCCACGACCGGUCUGGAGAACCCGUUCAUCGAGUCCAAGGAGGACUCGACGCUGAACCCGCACGGCCCCAACUUCAAGUCGAAGCACUGGAUGAAGAACCUGCUUGCUUUGUCUUCUCGCGACCCGGCCCACCGCAAGCGCGAGGCUGGCAUCGCUUUCCGAAACCUCAGCGUUCACGGUUACGGUAGCCCCACGGACUACCAGAAGGAUGUCUUCAACGCGGUCUUCCAGGUCGCUGCUCUUGCUCGUGCAAUCGCUGGCUCGGGAAAGCAGAAGAUUCAAAUUCUUCAAGACUUCGCCGGUGUUGUUAAGAGUGGCGAGAUGCUGGUCGUUCUUGGUCGGCCUGGAAGUGGUUGUUCCACCUUCCUGAAGACCCUGGCCGGUGAAAUGAACGGUAUCCACAUGGACGCCAACGCUGAGAUAAACUACCAGGGUAUCCCAGCCAAGCAAAUGCGGAAGCAGUUCAAGGGUGAAGCCAUCUAUACCGCAGAGACCGAUGUGCAUUUCCCUCAACUGUCUGUUGGCGACACCCUGAAGUUUGCCGCCCUCGCUCGGUGCCCCCGAAACCGCAUCCAGGGCGUCUCCAAGGAGCAGUAUGCCCUGCACAUGCGAGACGCCGUCAUGGCCAUGCUUGGUCUGUCGCAUACGAUCAACACCAAGGUCGGUAACGAUUUCGUCCGAGGUGUCUCCGGUGGUGAGCGCAAGCGUGUCAGUAUCGCCGAGGCCACCCUCAGUGGCAGUCCGCUCCAGUGCUGGGACAACAGUACUCGUGGAUUGGAUAGUGCAAACGCCCUGGAGUUCUGCAAGACCUUGAACCUUAUGACGAAAUAUGCCGGUGCGACGGUCGCCGUGGCCAUCUACCAGGCGUCCCAGAGCGCGUACGAUGUCUUCGACAAGGUCACGGUCUUGUACGAAGGCCGACAGAUCUACUUUGGCCGCACCGACGAGGCCAAGGACUUUUUCGUCAACAUGGGAUUCGAAUGCCCCGACCGUCAGACCACCGCCGAUUUCUUGACUUCCCUUACCAGCCCGUCGGAGCGUGUUGUCCGCAAAGGAUAUGAUGGCAAGGUCCCCCGCACGCCUGACGAGUUCGCUGCCGCCUGGAAGAACAGUGCUGCGUACCAGAAGUUGAUGCAAAAGAUCGAUGAGUACAACCAGGAAUUCCCCGUUGGUGGUGAGUCGUUGGAUCAAUUUAUCGAGUCCCGCAAGGCUAUGCAGGCAAAGAACCAGCGUGUCGGUUCUCCUUACACCGUCUCUCUUUGGGAACAGGUGAAGCUUUGCAUGGUCCGAGGUUUCCAGCGUCUCCAAGGUGACGCUAGUCUGACAAUGUCCCAACUGAUUGGUAACUUCAUCAUGGCCUUGAUCAUCGGAAGUGUCUUCUUCCGAAUGGAGGACGAUACUUCUAGCUUUUAUUCCCGUGGAGCUUUGCUCUUCUUCGCCGUUUUGCUUAAUGCCUUUUCUAGUGCGCUGGAGAUCUUGACUUUGUACGCCCAACGUCCCAUUGUCGAGAAACAGUCCCGUUACGCCAUGUACCACCCCUUCGCCGAAGCUAUUGCCUCGAUGUUAUGUGAUAUGCCCUACAAAAUUCUUAAUACGAUCAUCUUCAACAUCACGCUCUAUUUCAUGACUGGUCUACGCCAGGAGGCGGGCGCUUUCUUCACGUUCCUGCUCUUCUCCUUCGUCACCACCUUGACCAUGUCCAUGCUGUUCCGUACGAUCGCCUCUUCGUCUCGCAGUCUGUCUCAGGCUUUGGUGCCUGCCGCCAUCCUUAUUCUCGGUCUGGUCAUCUACACCGGUUUCACCAUCCCCACGAGAAACAUGCUCGGGUGGUCCCGCUGGAUGAAUUACAUCAACCCGAUCGCUUAUGGUUUCGAAAGUUUGAUGGUCAACGAAUUCCACGGCCGGACUUUCGAUUGUGGCCAAACGGAUUUCGUCCCGCGUGGUGAUGGUUAUACCAACGCGGCGUACCAAGUUUGCUCCCAGGUUGGAUCAGUUGCUGGUGUGACUACGGUCGAUGGAACCACGUAUCUUGGCCAGAGCUUCCAGUACUUCCGCAGCCACAAGUGGAGGAACCUGGGUAUUAUGAUCGCGUUCAUGAUCUUUUUCAUGAUUACUCACCUUGCCACCACCGAGUACAUCUCCGAGGCCAAGUCCAAGGGUGAAGUCCUGCUCUUCCGUCGUGGCCAGGCUCCUCGCAACCCCGAAGAUGUCGAGACCAGCACUGGCGUCGGCGCUUCGCAGAAGACGGACGAAUCUGGCCAGCGUGAGACCGCGGCUAUUCAGCGACAGGAGGCUAUUUUCCACUGGCAAGACGUGUGUUAUGAUAUUAAGAUCAAGAACGAGCCCCGACGUAUCCUUGACCACGUUGAUGGCUGGGUGAAGCCUGGAACUUGCACUGCUCUUAUGGGUGUUUCCGGUGCCGGUAAAACUACGCUUCUGGACGUUCUCGCCACGCGUGUCACGAUGGGUGUCGUGUCCGGUGACAUGUUGGUUGACGGUCGCCCUCGGGACCAGUCUUUCCAGCGGAAAACAGGUUACGUGCAACAACAGGAUCUUCAUCUUCAUACCACCACCGUGCGAGAGGCGCUGCGCUUCAGUGCUAUCCUGCGCCAGCCCGCCCACGUCAGUCGUCAGGAAAAGCUCGACUAUGUCGAGGAAGUCAUCAAGUUGCUUGGCAUGGAAACGUACGCCGACGCUGUUGUCGGUGUUCCUGGUGAAGGUCUGAACGUUGAACAACGCAAGCGUCUUACCAUCGGUGUCGAAUUGGCCGCCAAACCCCAGCUCCUUCUGUUCCUCGACGAGCCCACCUCCGGUCUUGACAGUCAAACUUCCUGGUCUAUUCUUGAUCUCAUCGAUACCUUGACUCAGCAUGGACAGGCCAUUCUCUGCACUAUUCACCAGCCCUCCGCCAUGCUCUUCCAGCGUUUCGAUCGCCUUCUGUUCCUCGCCCGGGGUGGAAAGACCGUGUACUUCGGUGAUAUCGGUGACAGGUCUUCUACGCUCUCCAGCUAUUUCGAGAGGAACGGUGCCCCGAAGCUGCCCGCCGAUGCCAACCCCGCCGAAUGGAUGCUCGAAGUCAUUGGUGCUGCGCCUGGAUCUCACAGCGACAUCGAUUGGCCGGCCGUCUGGCGUGAGAGUCCCGAGCGCAAGGGUGUUCUGAACCACCUCGCCGAGCUGAAGUCUUCCCUCUCCCAGAAAUCGGCCGAGCCCACCAAGACGGACGCAGGCAGUUACAACGAGUUCGCCGCCCCCUUCUCGGUUCAGCUGUACGAGUGCUUGGUCCGUGUGUUCUCCCAGUACUGGCGAACUCCCGUCUACCUCUACUCGAAAGCCACGCUCUGUGCCCUUACCGCUCUGUACAUCGGAUUCUCCUUCUUCCACGCCCAGAACACCAAGCAGGGUCUCCAGAACCAGAUGUUCAGUAUCUUCAUGUUGCUGACCAUCUUCGGUAACCUGGUGCAACAAAUCAUGCCUAACUUCUGUACCCAACGUGCCUUGUACGAAGCUCGUGAGCGACCUUCGAAGACCUACUCCUGGAAGGCAUUCAUGACCGCCAACAUCAUCGUGGAGCUUCCGUGGAACGCAUUGAUGAGUGUCAUCAUUUUCGUCUGCUGGUACUACCCCAUCGGUCUCUACCGCAACGCCGAACCCACCGAUGCCGUCCACGAGCGUGGCGCCCUGAUGUGGCUGCUCAUCCUGUCCUUCCUCCUGUUCACCUCGACAUUCGCACACAUGAUAAUCGCCGGUAUCGAACUCGCCGAAACAGGUGGUAACCUAGCCAACCUGUUCUUCUCCCUCUGCCUGAUCUUCUGCGGUGUUCUCGCCACCCCCGAAACCCUCCCCGGCUUCUGGAUCUUCAUGUACCGCGUGUCCCCCUUCACCUAUCUCGUGUCCGGGAUGCUCUCGACCGGAGUCUCCGGCACGGAUGCCAUCUGCGAGAGCGUCGAAUUCCUCAAGUUCACGCCCCCGCCCGACACCACCUGCCAGGACUACAUGAGUCCCUACAUCAAGCUCUUCGGUGGAUACCUCGACAACCCCCAGUCCACCAGCGACUGCUCGUUCUGCGCCAUCAGUAAAACCGACACCUUCUUGGCCGGCGUGCACAGUGACUUCAACGAGGCCUGGCGCAACUUCGGCCUCAUGUGGGUCUACAUCGUGUUUAACAUCUUUGGUGCUGUGUUCAUUUACUGGCUUGCUCGGGUCCCGAAGGUCAAGAAGACCAAGAAGGAUUAAAUCAUUGUUAUAUUAUGAUUUUGUGAAGGUUUAUUUCUUUUGAUUUAGAUUGUGGAUAGAUUUUUUUUGGAUCGCCUUCACUUACCCUUGCAUGUUUAUAAAGUGCCUAGAACAUACUUUUUUUUCUUCCACUUUUGGUCUUUCUUUCGUCACUCUCUUUAAGUUCGUUUACCGAUUGUUAGACUGCUCGAUUUGAUUCUUUCUUGUCUUGUCAAUUUGGUUGCAUCUAUGUCAGCGUACAUCAUCCAUUGGCAUUGGCAUUGGCAUUGACAAAAAUUGGGCUUGGUCCCUACCCCACGCAUUGCAUUACAUUCUUGUCUUUCUUUUACUCUUUUUGAUUGAACACUCUUCUCUUUGAUUUGCUUCUGAGCUACCUGUCAUUUAUAUAUACAAAAACACAUACAUACAAUAUACAUUGUACAUUCAAUUAGC
Aspergillus steynii IBT 23096 is the source of this 5169-nucleotide messenger RNA. RefSeq names its product pleiotropic drug resistance family ABC transporter. Gene Ontology annotation, biological process: transmembrane transport. Gene Ontology annotation, cellular component: membrane. The coding region runs from base 178 to 4737 and encodes 1519 amino acids. The transcript has 6 exons. The record is from RefSeq and is a predicted model, not a curated record. NCBI's taxonomy places the organism in Eukaryota, Fungi, Ascomycota, Eurotiomycetes, Eurotiales, Aspergillaceae. Gene Ontology annotation, molecular function: ABC-type transporter activity; ATP binding; ATP hydrolysis activity.